This is a messenger RNA of Daktulosphaira vitifoliae (grape phylloxera), 3163 nucleotides long. RefSeq names its product probable pyruvate dehydrogenase E1 component subunit alpha, mitochondrial. The coding region runs from base 431 to 1423 and encodes 330 amino acids. The record is from RefSeq and is a predicted model, not a curated record. Gene Ontology annotation, molecular function: pyruvate dehydrogenase (acetyl-transferring) activity. Gene Ontology annotation, cellular component: intracellular membrane-bounded organelle. The transcript is spliced from 7 exons. Lineage: Eukaryota; Metazoa; Arthropoda; Insecta; Hemiptera; Phylloxeridae. Gene Ontology annotation, biological process: pyruvate decarboxylation to acetyl-CoA.
UAUGACAUAAAUUCAAUAGUAAUUAAAUAUACCUGAUAAUAUUUAUUAAAGGUCACGAUCGAUAUCCUGUUCUUUAUAUCUCAUAACAAUGUGUAGAGUAGUAUUUGUACUUUUUUAAAUUGUAAAAUAAUAACACUUCGUAGGAAACUUAAUAAAAAUUUAACUUGACUAAACUGUUCUCGAUAAAUGACUAAUAAAUUAGUCAAAUUAAAUAUCUAGUCCGGUGUCUUAUUUAAGGAGGUGCUAUGGGAGACAAUGACAGUAUGGUAAUCAUCACAUUAACGAGAAACUGGCAACGUCGUGGCAAUCAUGCAGAAGUCUUACAAGUGAAGCUACAUUCAAUACUAAAUAUAAACUACACAAAUUGGAAUCGGGACCUAGUUGUUCAGUAACCGUUAAUCGAGACGAUGCCAUAACUUAUUAUAAGCAAAUGCAAUAUAUCAGGCGUAUUGAAACAGCAUCUGGUAAUUUAUACAAGGAAAAAAUCAUCCGAGGUUUUUGUCACUUGUAUUCGGGACAAGAAGCCUGCGCAGUUGGUAUGAAAGCAGCAUUUAGAGAACAAGAUUCAUUGAUAUCAGCAUAUCGUGUACAUGGUUGGACAUAUUUAAUGGGCGCAACGCCUCUUGAAGUAUUAGCCGAACUGACGGGUCGUAAAAGUGGAGUUGUUCGAGGUAAAGGUGGAUCAAUGCAUAUGUAUGGUAGAAACUUUUAUGGAGGCAAUGGCAUUGUCGGAGCUCAAGUACCUUUAGGUGCAGGUGUGGCAUUUGCAGCAAAGUAUUUAGGGACCGGGGGAGUGUGUUUUGCUCUUUAUGGCGACGGAGCUUCUAAUCAAGGUCAAGUAUUUGAAGCAUAUAAUAUGGCCAAGUUAUGGAACUUACCUUGCGUGUUUGUGUGCGAAAAUAAUGGAUACGCUAUGGGAACAAGUUCGGAACGUUCAGCAUCAAACACGUCUUAUUACACCAGAGGCGAUUACAUACCGGGUAUCUGGGUUGAUGGCAUGGAUGUUUUAGCAGUUAGAGAAGCAUCCAAGUUUGCCAUUGACCACUGUACUCAAGGAAAUGGCCCCAUCAUUUUAGAAACAGUCACUUAUCGAUACUCGGGACACUCGAUGUCAGAUCCGGGAACAUCUUAUAGAACAAGAGACGAAAUUCAAGCUGUUAGGAUGACUAGAGAUCCGAUCAUGUCGUUUAAAGAAAAAAUUCUAUCGACUAACUUAGUUUCAGCUGAGGAUCUUAAACAAUUCGAUAACAAAAUAAAAACAGAAAUAGAUUCUGUAGUAUUAAAAGCAAAGGAAGACCCAGAAAUAUCUCUUGACGAAUUAGGAGCUGAUGUAUAUGCGAAUCCAUUGGAAAUAGAACAACGAGGAGUAUUACCAUGGAAAACUGUUAAGCACAUGAGUGUCGGAGCUGCAAAGAAUCUUUAAAUUCAACGAAAACAACUGGGGUUUAUUAAAAACGUGUUUUACAUCCAGUAAGAUAUUUGAUCCUCGCAGUUUGGUCCACGCAAGUCCUUCUUUGAGGGGCCUAGCUAAAAUUUAGUUCAAAUUGUUUAGUUUAUAUUUUUGACCUUAUGGUUUAGUGAUAUAAAAUUUUGAUUUGUUCCAUAUUUAUUUUAUGUGGUUUUUUAAGUGAUAUCCGUAUAAAUGAUUUUAGCCUAUACUUAGGAUAGUUGAUUUUAAAUAUCAAGUCAAUUUAAAGAGUAUUUGGUUUUUAGGAAUAAAAGUCUUUAUUUUUAAAUAAAAAAUAAAGAUUUUGGUUGAAUUUUAUUAGUGAUAUUUUAUGAUCCUUGUUCAUGACAAUAUUUAAUGGAUCUUUUCAAUUUUAAUGAUUAUCGUAUUAAGAACGAAAUGAUAAUAUAAAUUUUUAUAAGAAACUCUAGUUUUAUAUAUUGAAAACCUAAUUCAUAGAAGUAGCUCAAAAAUAAUAAAUAUGAUAAGAUCUAAUUAAUUUAAGGUGUCAUAAACUUAUAUUAUUAAAAUUAUUUUAUUUGUUAUUACUAGGUAAUGACGUAAUAAGAGGGGCGGUAUAGUUAAUUAUAUGGAAGUGCCUGAUGCGCACAAUAAUGGGUUUGAGGCUUAGUCAUUAGUUGCUCUUUUUAAUAGAAGAGAAAUCAAUUCAUGAUUCAGGCUAUUCUUCUAUCCGGUGACGGUUUAAUCUUCUAUCUCGAAGUAAAUAUAUAUAUAUACUAUGUAUAGUGAAAAAAAACCUCCUCAGUCGAGGAGAUUGCUAUAGGCCUUAAUGAACCAUUAAAGCGUUAAAAAAAUAUUAAGUGGUAGUAUAAAAAAUUUUAUUUUUAAAUUUGUUUUUUCAAUACUAUUCGAUUAGUAGCAUUCAUUUUUUUCUAUAGAAGUAGUGACAGGACUGUGUUUUGAGGGAGGGAGUGGCAAAUGCCCUAGGACAACAUAAAAAUUUGAAUAAAUUUUUAUAUAAGAUGUACUCUUUUUAGCAAUAUGUUGUUUUUAUCAGUCGAUGUUAUUGCUUUUGUAUAUACAAACAAUUUAAUUUUUAUAAGUUUCAAACAUUUUUUUUUAUCUGUUCCUAAACUUUAAAUAAAUCACGACUUCAAUGUAAUUUUUACUACUUUUAUACGAUAAUCGAUCAGAUAUUACUUAUAACGAUUCCGGUCAGUGUCAGUGGCCUUAAAGGGUACGAGCGACGGACAUUUUGAAAGUACCGGACUAAAAAUAUAUUAGGGAACCAAUAUUUUGCUUACAUUUCUUAUAUUAAUAUAUCAGCUUUAUUCUGUAUAAUUAUAUGAUAUUGAUGUAAUCGUCGACCACCAGUCGUGUUAAUUAAGCAUAGAGUAUUCAGAAUUUGUUUUUUAGUUGUUAUUUUUUUCUUUAAAUCUUUAUUUUACAAAUACACCAGAUCGGAUAUUAUGAAAACCAAAUUAAUAUUUAUUUAUUGUUACCUCCAGGCAACAAUUAACUAUUUCAAUGGAUUAUAAUUUAUUGUAAAGCUAAAAAAAAUUCUUAAAAUUAUUAAUAUUUUAGCAGAAAUUUAAUUACAAAUACAAAAUCAAUUAUAGUGCAAAUGUAAAAUAUUGUUGAUGUCUAAAUUCACUUUUCUACGUGAAAGCAAUGUGUAUUUCUUUUUAAUAUAUCAAUAUGAUAUUUUUUUGAAUGUAUAAGAAUUAAGAAUUAAAUUUUUUUUUAUUGUUUGUA